AGUGCGCCUGCGCGAGCGGAGGUGGCGGCGGUACUAGGUAGGGAUUCUGCUGUUCGCGCCGUGAGCGCGGUCAUGGCGCAGCCGGGGAAGCUGCCCAAGGAACAGAAGUACGACCGGCAGCUGAGGUGUUGGCUCUUUUACAAUUAUUGAUGGAAAUCAGGUCAGCGGAGAAGAUGCUGGAAACAAUUUUUUUCUUCAAAGAAGCAGUAUUGGCAAGAACCGAGCUCAAGCUGCCAUGGAGUUCUUACAAGAAUUAAAUAAUGAUGUCUCUGGAAGUUUUGUGGAAGAGAGUCCAGAAACUCUUCUAGACAAUGAUCCUUCAUUUUUCUGUAGGUUUACUGUUGUGGUUGCAACUCAGCUCCUCGAAAGUACAUUGCUACGCUUAGCAGAUGUCCUCUGGAAUGUUCAGAUCCCUCUUUUGGUCUGUAGGACAUAUGGACUAGUUGGUUAUAUGAGGAUCAUUAUAAAAGAACAUCCAGUAAUAGAGUCUCAUCCAGAUAAUGCCUUAGAGGAUCUACGACUGGAUAAGCCGUUUCCGGAGUUGAGAGAACAUUUGCAAUCUUACGAUUUAGAUCAUAUGGAAAAAAAGGAUCAUAGCCACACGCCAUGGAUUGUGAUCAUAGCUAAAUACUUGGCACAGUGGUAUAGCGAGACGAAUGGACGAAUACCUAAGACAUACAAAGAAAAAGAAGACUUCAGAGAUUUGAUUAGACAAGGAAUUCUAAAGAACGAAAAUGGGACUCCAGAAGAUGAAGAGAAUUUUGAAGAAGCUAUUAAAAACGUCAACACAGCACUAAAUACAACUCAGAUUCCAAGCAGUAUUGAAGAUAUAUUUAAUGAUGAUCGCUGCAUAAAUAUCACCAAACAGACACCAUCAUUUUGGAUUUUAGCUCGUGGUUUAAAAGAAUUUGUGGCCAAGGAAGGUCAAGGAAAUUUACCUGUUCGAGGAACAAUUCCUGAUAUGAUUGCAGAUUCAGGCAAAUACAUAAAAUUACAAAAUGUUUACCGUGAAAAAGCAAAGAAGGAUACGGCCGCUGUGGGUAAUCAUGUUGCCAAACUGCUGCAGUCCAUAGGCCAGGCCCCAGAGUCCAUUUCAGAGAAAGAAUUAAAGUUACUUUGCAGUAAUUCUGCAUUUCUUCGAGUAGUGAGAUGUCGCUCUUUAGCUGAAGAAUAUGGUGUGGAUACAAUCAACAAGGAUGAAAUUAUUUCCAACAUAGACAAUCCAGAUAAUGAGAUAGUGCUGUACUUAAUGUUACGGGCUGUUGACAGAUUUCAUAAACAACAUGGAAGAUACCCAGGAGUGUCUAACUAUCAAGUUGAAGAAGAUGUAGGAAAGUUGAAAUCUUGUCUCACUGGAUUCCUUCAGGAAUAUGGAUUAUCUGUAAUGGUGAAAGAUGACUAUGUCCAUGAAUUUUGCCGUUACGGAGCUGCUGAGCCACAUACCAUUGCUGCAUUUUUAGGGGGAGCUGCUGCUCAAGAAGUUAUAAAAAUAAUCACCAAACAAUUUGUAAUUUUUAAUAACACAUACAUUUAUAGUGGCAUGUCACAAACUUCAGCAACUUUCCAGUUGUAGACUAUUCAUCCUGUGUAGAAUUAUUAAUGCAACUCUAAUUGUCUUCAGGUUGUGCCCUAGUCUAAGGAAACUUAUGAAAUUGUUUCAUAAUAAACAUUUUACUCAUUUGUA
This is a messenger RNA of Elephantulus edwardii (Cape elephant shrew), 1684 nucleotides long. It is a transcript of the gene NAE1, whose product is annotated as NEDD8 activating enzyme E1 subunit 1. Gene Ontology annotation, molecular function: NEDD8 activating enzyme activity. Gene Ontology annotation, biological process: protein neddylation. NCBI's taxonomy places the organism in Eukaryota, Metazoa, Chordata, Mammalia, Macroscelidea, Macroscelididae. The transcript is spliced from 19 exons. The coding region runs from base 236 to 1573 and encodes 445 amino acids. The record is from RefSeq and is a predicted model, not a curated record.